CCCUAUGACCCCACACUUUCCUCUCACCUCUCCAUGUUUCUAUCCCCUCUCCCUCUUUUUAAAUCCAUUUCUAACAAACACAUUCUGUUUGUUCUUAAUCUUCACUCAUCUCUCAAUCUGCUCUUAGAUGGAAGAAUACUAUUAUAUGAGGAAUCAUGUACCAGCAUUUGGGAGCUGGGAUUGGAAUGAUGAUCAUAGUAACUUCCCAUACACAAAGUGUUUUGAUUCUGCGAGGCAACCUGGUUCACUACGCCAUAGUUACUCUGAGUCUGAGGAUCGUGAUCUUUAUGUAACAGGGGAUUUCUACAACAACCAUGUUGUCUCACCCACCAGAAUCCUUGUUCCUCGCAAAAGGGCAAAAAUGCGAGACCAGCAUGAAAAAGAAACGAAAAAGAAGAAUUUGGUGAAUAAUAUUCAAUUUGAACAAAGCCUAACUCCACUACCAACCUCAAAACCAAUUGAUGAUGAUAAUGAUUUAUAUAACAUUUCGCCACACCUUCGUUAUGCCAAAGUUAAAAAGAGGAGACGAUUAUGUUUCUUUUCUAGUUGCUUUUUACCAUCUUGCAUUGCUUGAAACUAGAAGAAAUUGAAGAAGUGGUCAAAAGGCCAAAAAUGUAAAGAUAGGUUUAAAUAUAGGAAUGCAUACUUCAAUUGGAUCAAGUAUUGCCGAUGAGAUUUUGAGUGGCAUGUGCAAAUUAUUAAUGAAAUGUCUUUUUAUUAUAGGGUUGUUUCUAGGAUUACAAACUCAUUUUUUGGAAUAGAUUUUUUUAAGAACAUAGAAUAAUUUUAAUCACAAAUAA
This is a messenger RNA of Vicia villosa (hairy vetch), 800 nucleotides long. RefSeq lists its product as uncharacterized. The record is from RefSeq and is a predicted model, not a curated record. Bases 128 to 574 code for a protein of 148 amino acids. The transcript has 4 exons. Lineage: Eukaryota; Viridiplantae; Streptophyta; Magnoliopsida; Fabales; Fabaceae.